Molecule: messenger RNA, 744 nt
Organism: Puccinia graminis f. sp. tritici CRL 75-36-700-3
Lineage: Eukaryota; Fungi; Basidiomycota; Pucciniomycetes; Pucciniales; Pucciniaceae
Exons: 9
Coding region: 1-744 (247 amino acids)
Source: RefSeq, a predicted model, not a curated record
AUGUUCUCCUUAUUCGGAAUCCUUAUGGUGCUUGCUGCGUUUCCAAGCACCUUGACCGCCCAACAGAGUGGAAAAGUCACUUGCUUCAAGUCCCAGUACAUUGGGCUUGAUGUAAAUCACUGUCGCCGAGCUCUCCGUAACAUUGUUUACGAUACAAACGGACACUUGGAUAGUCGUUCCAGUACGGUUUUCACUUGGCAUCAAACUUGUGUCAUCAAUAUCCAGAAGCUCCAACAAAACCAACCGACCAGACAAUGGGUUGAAGCUACAGUUUUAGCGAUCGCGCAGACUUGUCGUCAAUCAGGAGGAAUCCGAAAGUACACAGACGGAACCCAGGCGCAGGUGUAUCGCUCCACCGCUAGCAACGUCUAUAACGUGAAUCAGCCAAUGUGCCAAAAGUCGGUCUGCAAUUUUCAACCGAAUGACUGUCUACGUGCUCUCAAUCAACUCCCCGUUGACCAGAAGGGAAAUUUCAAUGUUCAAAGCACCGAUGCCCCAUCCUCCAAGGCGACGUGGGGUAAUUGUACUGUACUCAUGCAAACCACCGAUUCUUCCAGCUUUCGCAUCUCGCACCCCGAAGUCAAUCCUUCCUUCAAGCGCAUUGUGAACCAGUGCGGCUCUCGUUGGGGGAACGACAGGCAACAAUGGCGAUGUCCGUAUAUCCACUCAGGGAUCGAACUGCUGAAUACUAGGAUCGCCACCAAUAACCUCACACGCUUGGCCGACGUUGCAAUGGAAAAGUAG